AUGCCGGCACGAAUUCUUUCGGCCGACGAAACAACACUCAGAAUGGACGAGAAUCUUUCUAUACUCAAUCCCGUGCCCAGCAAAUUGGAAGGUCCCGGGCUACUUCACGAACUUAUAUCAGGUCCUGAAACUCCCGGAACUGCUCUGGAAUACCUGGACGCGGAUGGUCAGACGAGCACAUUAUCCUACUCGGACCUGCACAGGAGGUCAGAGCAUCUAGCAUGGCGAUUGACCCAAGUUAGUCGCAGGGUCUCGCAGAAGGGUCUUGGAAUUGUGCCCAUCUAUAUACCGCAAUGCACAUAUUUGUACAUUUCGCAACUGGCGAUUCUCAAAACAGGAGCUGCAUUCUGUCCCUUGAAUCUGGACGUACCAGAAGAAAGAUUAAAGUUCAUAUUGCAGGACACUUCGGCUAGCAUUCUUCUAACGACUACUGCUAUGCGCCCAAAACUUCCGGACCUGCAGGACGUCUUCGUUGUUGCAGUGGACGACGAGCAGUCCGAAGUCAAAUUUGACACCGAAGACUUAAGAAUGCUCGGAGAUGAGAUGGCACGUCCCGACACUUCUUCUCUUGCCUAUAUCAUGUAUACCUCGGGCAGUACUGGACUCCCAAAGGCGGUUUGUCUGUCGCAUCGGGCAGUGACACAGUCUCUUCUGGCACAUGACCGAUUCAUCCCAAGUUUCUCAAGGUUUCUGCAGUUCGCAAGCCCAACGUUUGAUGUCAGUGUGUUCGAGAUAUUCUUUCCUUGGUUUCGUGGAUCUACACUUGUCUCAGUCGAACGCAGCCGCAUGCUUAACGACCUUUCUGGAACGAUCGCAUCAUUGAACAUAGAUGCUGCCGAGCUUACGCCAUCAGUCGCUGCUAGUCUGGUUCGUACAAGGGACAAUGUUCCCAGUUUACGGACACUCCUUACCAUUGGUGAGAUGCUCAACACCCAGGUUAUCCAACAAUUUGGCGGCUCAGAUGACGAGCCCGGUAUCUUGUAUGGCAUGUACGGUCCUACUGAGGCUGCCAUUCACUGUACUCUACAACCAGACUUUGCGGUUGAUCUACCUGCUGGCACUAUCGGGGUUCCUCUGGACACCGUCUCUUGUUUCAUUGUCGAGCCAGCAGUAUUUGCCGAACGCGCUAGCGAUAUCAAAAUCUUGCCAAUAGGUGAGAUAGGCGAGCUCGUUGUAGGAGGACAUCAACUAGCAGAUGGGUACCUGAAUCGGGAAGAACAGACUCGAGCUGCUUUCGUGGUCCAUCCGAAGUUUGGUAGUCUCUACCGCACUGGUGACAAGGCUCGCCUUCGUCGUAACGGCACACUGGAAUGCCACGGACGUAUCUCGAGUGGCCAGGUCAAACUCAGAGGUCAACGUGUCGAGCUAGGGGAGAUUGAGCAUGCUGCAUCAAAGGCUGCCGGCUGUCACGCAGUAGUUGCAAGCGUCAUAUCAGGUCUCUUGAUCCUUUUCUGCAUUGGCGAUUCCGGCAAGGUUUCCUCUGAGGACAUCAAGCAAGCCUGUCAAAAGUGGCUCCCAGCUUACAUGAUACCUAGCGAUAUUGUCUUACUCGACGACUUCCCUUAUCUUCCAUCAGGCAAGGUCGAUAAGAAGAGGCUGGAGAACGAUUACAGCUCGAAAGCCCCACAGACGAUAUCGGUGGCUCCCGAUGCAUCUGCGACUGCCAACAACGUAGCGCGCAUAAUUCAAGACGUGUUAGGCGUUCCGAUUGAUCACAACACUGAGCUCAGCGCUGCUGGGCUGGACUCUCUCAAAGCCAUUCAAGUUGCUUCUGGGCUACGCAAGCAAGGUUACUCUGAUGUCGGAGCUCUUGAGCUGCUUUCAGUGUCUAACGUCCUUGCCCUUGAUAGACUUCUUCAAGCUAAGGCCAUUUCCGAUGCUGUCUAUGAAGAUGAUACUGAGAGUUGGAAGAGCAUCGUCCGCGAGCUUAGAACGAACGUGGAAUCAACCUUUGAAUCCAAUACAGCUGCAAGCGACAUACAAGACGUUAUGCCAUGUACGCCACUCCAAGAUGCGAUGCUGGUUGAAACAGCAAGGCAACCUCAAGCAUACUGCAACGAGCUUCGUUUGUCAGUGGCUUCAGCCAUGCCUAUCGAAAGAGUACGUCAAGCUCUAUCCUCGUUAGCUGAAACGCAUACUGCCUUGAGGUCUGGCUUUUGCACAUCUGGAGUUCCUCACUGUUCCUACGCUCAGAUCGUAUGGAAGACCAUGGCUGCCUCUCAAUUCGUAUGUGUUGAGUCAUGGAAUACUGGAUGGUCUAUCACAAACCAAGAGAUGCUUCUGCGACCACUUCGUUUCCAAUACAAAAGGUCUGAUGCUGGCGCGGAACUUGUAGUGAAUAUACACCAUGCAUUGUAUGACCAAUGGUCAGUUGAAGUCAUUCUUGACGAUCUGGAGGAUUUGCUGCAAGGCAGAGAAAUACCAGAAAGACCUUCGUUCGGAGCUGUCAACAAGUUCUUCAGUCUUAAGAGAAAUCAAGACCAGACAUCACAUCUCGACUUUUGGAGAGACCAUCUCUCUGGAGCUACUUCUGGUCGCUUACCAAACCUGUCACCAAAAUUGAUGCCAUUGCAGCCUCUCCAGAGUAGGGAGCAUACCAUCGAGGUGGAUAUGGGGACACUACAUCAAGCUGCACAGGCAUAUUCCUGUAGCCCACAUGUUUUCUUCCAAGCUGCAUAUGCUGUCCUUCUUGGUUCUUAUAUGGGCACAGAGGACGUGAUCUUUGGUACAGUCUUCUCCGGAAGAACUUUACCAAUCAUCGGAGUCGAAAGUAUGGUUGGACCUCUGUUGUCAACUCUUCCUUCACGGAUCAACACCGCGGAAAGCCGAAAGUUCAGCGAUGUCCUGCGUCGCCUUCAAGGUGACAAUCGUGACAUCAUGCAGCACAGCAUGACACCUUUGGCAGAUGUCAAGAAGGCCUGCGGAAUAACUCCAGGCGAGGCUCUAUUUGACAGUAUUUUUGUCUGGCAGGAGACUGCUAGACUGAGCCCACGAAACCAGCCGCUGUUGAAUCUAGUAGAAGCUCAUGAUUAUCUGGAGUUCAACCUAACUCUAGAACUCGAGCCUACUCAGUAUGGCGUAAAAACAAAGGCGACGUUCCAAUCGAGUGUUCUGCCAUCGCAACAUGUUGAAGUUUUGUUGCAGCAAUUUGAUGCUUUGGUCACGAUUGUGGUAGCACGACCUGAAACCCUCAUGAGUGAGCUCAGCAGUCAGCUUCCCGCCUCUGUCUUGUCAGUCGCAAACCCUGACCCACAAUUCUUCAAGUAUAAAGCCGGCCUUGGGUCUGUUGUCGAAGGUCAAGCUCUGGAAAACUCCAAUGACUUGGCUCUGAUCUUCGCACACGAUAUCCGGAAAGGGAAUUUAACAAUCAAUAGCUUGACAUAUGGUGAACUCAACGCCCAAGCAAAUCAGCUCGCCAAUUACCUCGUCUCGCAAGGUGCUAAGCCUGAUGAGCUUGUCUGCAUCUGCAUGGAGAAGUCCGUCGCUCUAUACGUUUCCAUUCUCGCCGCUAUCAAAGCAGGUUGUGGAUAUCUCNCUCUAGUGCCAGAGACACCUGCCUCUCGAAUCCGCCACAUUCUUUCUGAUGCCGAUGUGAAGUUGUGCUUGACAGACUCCUCGACGACAUCCAUUAUUGCUAAUCUGGAAAGUUGCCAUGUAAUCAACAUCACUUCAACCGACGUGUCCAACCAAUCAUGCACAAAUCCUCAACUUGGUUUUGAGCCCACCAGUAUUGCAUAUGCUGUCUUCACUAGCGGUACUACAGGCAAUCCCAAAGGAGUUCUUGUGACUCAGGAAAACCUACUCAGCAACCUCGAGGUCCUAAGCAAAAUUUACCCUGUCCCGGAAGGAUCUAGGCUACUUCAAGCCUGUAACCAAGCUUUCGAUGUCAGCGUGUUUGAGAUCUUCUUCACUUGGUAUACUGGCAUGUGUUUGUGCUCGGCCUCCAAGGACGUUUUGUUCCGUGAUCUCGAGAGCGCAAUCAAUGAACUUGGCAUUACACAUCUCUCUCUGACACCGACUGUGGCGGCCUUAACAGAUCCAGCACAUAUCCCGAAAGUGCAAUUCCUUGUCACUGCUGGAGAAGCCGUCACUCAUCAUGUCCAUAGUGCUUGGGCUGGCAGAGGGCUUUACCAAGGCUACGGUCCGUCGGAGACAACCAAUAUCUGUACAGUGAAUCCAGCAGUAGAGCCCAAUCAUGUCAUCAACAACAUUGGCCCACCUUUCGUAAACACAUCUGCAUUUGUGUUGACACAGGGAUCUAACUUCCAACUGGUCCCUCUUGGUGGCUUAGGUGAACUUUGCUUCGGCGGACAGCAAGUGUUCCGUGGCUAUCAAAACAUGCCUGAGCUUACGGAUAGUAAAAUUAUCAACCAUCCAAAAUAUGGCCGCAUCUACCGUAGUGGAGAUCUUGGUCGGUUGUUGCCCGAUGGGACGAUCCUGAUUCAAGGCCGUACUGAUGAUCAACGAAAGAUUCGUGGUCAAAGAAUUGAGCUUGGCGAAAUUUCUGGAAGUCUACUCCAAGUCCCACAUGUGCAGGACUGCGCGAUCGAGAUCGUCAAAACUGCAGACAGAGAACGUCUCAUGGCCUUCUGGAUCCCAGCCGGUUAUGCCAAGGACGUGUACAAAGUACUCCAACCAGACAGUCCACUACGAGAGGUCAUAGCAACAAUGUUUGUGCACCUCGCUGACCAUCUGCCCGUUUACAUGAUCCCAGAUGCAUUGAUCCCAGUAUCUGCUAUUCCUCAAACCCUACAAGGCAAGAUUGAUAGAAGGCGGUUAGCCAAUGAUGGCUCAACACUCAGUGUGGAUGACCUUGAUACAUUUUCUCAAGGUUCCGGUGCCGAUGGAGAUAUCGGUGAGCUCUCUGCAACCGAACAACAGAUACUUUCUGCACUGGCAGAUACUUUGGGCAUGCCACACGCUUCAAUCGGCCGCUCAACCUCUUUCUUUGCUUUGGGCCUCGAUUCUGUGUCUGCAAUCCGUCUUGCGACCAAGCUGAGAACUGAUCACCGAUAUGAGAUUGAUGUGUCUCAGAUUCUCAAAAGGCCCACUAUUGCCAGACUGGCUUCGCAAAUCCAGGAUGCACAACUGGAAAGCUCGGAGCAAACUAACGGACAUACUGCGGCAGAUUGCGAAGCAACUAUUGGUCCUGAUCUACAUGAGGUUGUAGUAUCACAGCUACGUGAGCACGGUCAGACAGUACAACACGUUCUUCCGUGUACGCCUUUGCAGGAGGCGAUGCUCUCCACANAAAACACACCCGAGACUUCCACUUACAUAAACAAAACACUGUUCAGUCUGCAGGGCUCGGUCGACAAGCUGAAAUCUUGCUGGGGAACUAUGUUGCAGAGGCAUAGUAUCCUAAGGACAAUUUUCGUCCCAACGGAGGAUCCGAGAUUUCCCUUUGUGCAGGCUGUCCUAUCAGAGUGGACCUUACCGUGGGAGGAGCACCGUAAUGUUUUUAACCGCUCUUCGGAGUUGCUUGAGUUUUCACAGGCUGAUAAUGAUCUACUUUCCGAGACCACGCCACCUUGGAAAAUUCAAGUCUUUGAAUCAGGGUCUACCUUCUACCUUUUGCUCGACAUGCAUCACGCACUCUACGAUGCUAACGCAAUGUCCAGUCUUCUGUACGAGGUCGAGCAGUUGUAUAAAGACCAACCGCUUCCUGGACCGAUAUCGUUCAAACCUUUUCUUGAUUUCAUGACCUCUGGGAGUGUUGAACAAGCAGAUAGGUUCUUUGGCAAUCAGCUUCAGCAGUUCAUACCAAAGCCGUUUACCAAAACAGAGGUAGGACAAUCAAAAAGCGGCUUUGGCAUGAUCAAUGGAAAACUCGACUUCUCGCUCGACAUAGUUGAGAGCUUCCUAACAAGGCAUUCGACAACCAUGCUUAGUCUUGUUCAAGCAAUGUGGGCGAAAACAUUGUCCGCUUCUCAAUCCUACUCAGACGUUUGCUUUGGCAACGUGGUCAGUGGGCGAAGCGUGCCUGUCUAUGGUAUUGAGUCUUUGGUCGCGCCAUGUUUCAACACCAUCCCCGUUCGUAUCGACUUAUCAAGGCACCGAAGCAAUCUAAGCCUCAUAAAAGCUCUGCAAACGGUCAACAUCGAUAGCCUGCCGUAUCAGCUCACACCUCUGCGCCGUAUCCAGGCACAAGCUGGUACCAACGGGCAGCGUUUGUUUGAUUCUCUUGUUCUUCUGCAGCAGAAUUCUACAGACCUUGACCCAACCAUCUGGAAGUUGGAGCGUGAAUCGGGAUUUAUGGAUUUCCCUUGCAUCGUCGAACUUACGCCCAACAGCGAAUCAUAUACCCUUUCCUUGCAUUUCAAUCGAUACCCGUCGAGCGAUGUUUUUGAUUUCAUUGAUCUGGACAAGAAUUUAGUAGCUGGUGUUUUGAAGCCGGAUGAAAAAUAUAUGCAGUCUAUCGAGACUGUUCAGCAAAGGCGGCUCGAAACUCCUGGACCUUCUAGCGACGAGUCCUGGUCGUCUCUUGAAUUGCAAAUUCGUGCGGCGUUCUCUGCGGUGUCCGCUGCUCCUGAGGAUCAGAUUGGAAGGGACACAACAAUCUACAGGCUUGGCUUGGACAGUAUCAGCGCGAUCCAACUUGCCAAUCGGCUUCGAAAAGACGGACUCCCAGUGCAAGCUAGCGACGUAAUGGAGGGCCCAUCGUGCUCACAGUUGGCAUCCGCUGUUCAGACCCGAUCACAAACUCCUGUUCUGGACACAUCCACAUUUGACUUUGAUACGUUCGACAAGCGCUACCGUCAGUUUGCCUUGAACAGUCAACGAAUUGCUACUGAAAAAGUGUCUGCGGUCCGACCUUGCACUCCUGUGCAGUCUGGCAUGCUUAGUGAGUACACACACUCUGAUGGCCAUCAGUAUUUCAACCACACUUUUUACGCGGUCGAGGUAACUCUUGAACCUGAGAAGUUCCGGUUCGCAUGGUCACAAGUUCUCAAGCAACACGAGAUACUACGUACUGGAUUUGUCGGUACUGAUGAUCCUGAGCAUCCUUUCGUGAUGUUGACCUACAACGAGCUCAGGGCCAAUGAACUCGAGAUCCGAACUUCGUCACAAGACGACUCGACGUUCGAGUACUGCGAACGAACGGCUUCAGAUUCUGUCAGAGAUAGCCUUCAUAUACCUCCCUGGAGAUGGUGUUUACUUGAAGUGCAGGGCACGCGAUAUUUGCAGUUUUCUGCACACCAUGCCAUCUUCGAUGCAGAGAGUCUACGCUUGGUCAUGUCCGAUCUCCAAUCUGCUCUCUCUAGUGGCUAUGUCGCCGCAAGACAAUCAAUCGACGGCGCAUUGAGUCACGUUCUUUUGAGCAGCCAAGCCGAUUUGGAAGCACAACGCACUUUCUGGUCACAGAAACUUGGUGGUGCUUCAGUAACUCGCUUCCCUAAUUUGGCACCGACUAGAACCGAAAGUACUAAUACGGUAAACGUUGAGCUGGUUCUUGGGUUCCAGCGGAACGAGCUAGAGGCUCGUUGUCAAGAACUCGGUGUGUCAAUGCAAUCAGUCGGCCAGGCAGCUUGGACCCGACUAUUGAGCGCGUACACUGGAGAGUCGCAAGUGACUUUCGGUGUGGUAUUUUCUGGCCGAACGACUCCUGCUACAGCCGAUACUGCUUUCCCCUGUAUCACAACCCUUCCGGUAUCGAGCAAUGCUGCGGUGGAUGAUGCUCAGCUCCUCCAAGAUUUGAUGUCCCAUAAUGCCAGCGUUCAGAAGUAUCAGUUUACGUCUUUGACAAACAUACAGAAGUACGCCGAACUGCCAAACGAAGCAUUGUUCGACUCCAUCUUUGUGUACCAAAGACCGCUGAACGAAGAUAUUCCCACUUCUUCCUGGAAGAUCGCACGCGAGAGCGCUUCAGUUGAGCUUGCUGUCUCUAUUGAAAUGGAAGCACUCAGUGACAACCGACUUGGUCUUCGAUUGACGAUUAACCCUGCUCAGGUACCCUACGAGCAAGGCAAGAUCGUGUUACAGCAGAUGGAAGCCAUAAUUACCGGACUGCUCAAAUUACAAGAGGCACCUGAUUCAUCAGUUCUGUCUAUCAUCCCACCAAAGGAUUCCAUCAUCCCAACCGACUUCCAGUAUCUGCACGAAAUGACUGAGGCUUCUGUCAAGCACUAUUCAGACCGUAUUGCGAUGGAAUUUGUAGACGGUCUGGAAGACGGACAAAUCACGAGUCGACACUGGACUUUCCGCCAGCUUGACGAAGAAGCAAACAAGAUAGCACAUCUCCUGACCGAUCGUGGUGCAAAGCCUGGCGACAUCAUUGCAACUUCAUUCGACAAGUGUCCAGAAGCAUCAUUCGCGUUCUACGGUAUCCUCAAGGCAGGCUGUGCCUUCUGCGCUAUCGACCCUACAGCACCAGCAGCUCGCAAAGCCUUCAUUCUAAAAGAUUCUAGUGCUCGAGUCCUAUUGACGUCUGAUUCAAUUCGCGCAGAGUUAAAAGAGUUGACUCAUUGCGAUGUGGUUGACCUGAUCAACUUGGAAGAGAGAAGUUCGUUGCCGACUUCCUCGGUUUCGGUAACGGGAUUGUCUCCUUCUUCUGUCAGCUAUGUCUUGUACACUUCGGGAACUACAGGAACACCUAAGGGAUGUGAGAUUACUCAUGACAACGCCGUUCAGUUGAUCAUGUCCUUCAAGCGCCUGUUCAAGGGAAGAUGGACAGACGAAUCCCGCUGGCUUCAAUUCGCCUCGUACCAUUUCGAUGUUUCGGUCUUGGAGCAGUUUUGGACCUGGAUUGUUGGCAUGCGUCUCGUGUGUGCUCCUCGCGAUCUCAUCCUAGAAGACAUUGCGGGCUUCCUCGACACCAUGCAGAUUACUCACCUUGAUCUCACGCCAUCUCUUGGCAGGCUUCUUGAUCCUGCUUUGGUGCCCAGUUUGCACAAAGGUGUGUUCAUCACUGGUGGAGAAUCGCUCAAGCAAGAUCAAAUCAACACAUGGGGAGAUGUCGGCUGUCUGUUUAAUUUCUACGGGCCUACAGAAUGCACAAUCGGUGUAACUGUCUUCCCUAGUGUGCCANAAGAGGGCAAGCCAUCCAACAUUGGCUGGCAGUUUGACAAUGUUGGCUGCUACGUCUUGACCCCAGGGUCUCAGACCCCCGUUUUACGUGGUGCCGUCGGUGAACUCUGCAUAUCCGGAAAGCUUGUAGGCAAGGGCUACCUGAACCGUCCUGAGCUUACUGCAGAUUGCUUCCCAUACCUUGAUGUCUUUGGCGAGCGAGUCUACCGUACAGGCGACCUGGUCCGUCUUUUCCACGAUGGAUCAAUCGACUUCUUGGGCCGAAAAGAUAAUCAAGUCAAGCUCAGAGGGCAAAGACUUGAGAUUGAUGAGAUUGAAGCGGUGAUCAAGCGCUGUCAAGACAUACAGGACACUGUCUGUGUUGUUGCCAAACACCCCAAACAACAAAAAGAUCAGCUUAUCGCUUUCAUCGGCAUUGAUGAGUCCAGGAAACAAGGCAAACCUGAGUUGUGCCCAGCUGAGUCAACCAAACAUCUUAUCCAAACAGCGCGUGCAGCAUGCGAAGAACGCUUGCCUGGUUAUAUGGUGCCUACACACUUCUUGCCGAUUCAGCGCAUCCCCUUGUCCGUGAACAACAAAGUAGAAGAGAAGCUACUCCGUCAACUAUAUGCUGGUUUGCCCACUACUAUCAUCCAAAGCUAUGCUACGCAAGCAGACAGCCAACAGUCUCUUAGCGAAGGAGAGAGGAGGGUUGCUCGAGUUCUCGCUGAACUACUCAAGAUUGAUGAGGACGACCUCAAACCUUCAUCCAACAUCUUCACUCUCGGACUCAAUUCCAUCUCAGCCAUCCAGUACUCUAGAAAGCUCAAGAAAAGUGGCUUCUCGAACGCGCAAGUGGCGACUGUGCUUAAGAGCUCGACUAUCGGCAAGUUGGCCAAAGCACUCGCUGUAUCGACAGAUCGAUUGGAUGGCGAGGUCGCUGAUUCUAAACAAGUCAUUUCUGCUUGUCGACAAAAGCAUAUGGGCACAAUCACUCGUGUCCUUCGCUGUAAAGCGGAUGACAUCGAAGCCAUUGCACCGUGUACACCCUUACAACAAGGCAUGAUCUCAAGAUCCCUAGCAAGCGAAUCUUCGCUCUACUUCAACAGCUUCAAAUACAACGCUGAAGGAGUUGAUUUGCAAAGGUUGGAGAUGGCCUUCAAUGAGACUUUGAAACGAACACAGAUCUUACGUACCUUCUUUGUCGAAACUGAUGACGGUUAUGUACAGGCUGUGAGAAAGACAGGCCAUCUUCCAUGGUGGACACUCGAGGUCUAUGAUCUUGCAUCUGUGGACAGUGUUUUUGCUAAACGCAAACAGAAAUGGCGCUCCUACAACACUGCUCAUUUGACUGUACCCUUUGAGGUUGUGGCUAUCCGUUCUGGCUCAGAAAAUUUUGUGUCUGUCGACCUACAUCAUGCACUUUACGAUGGCAACUCUUUUGACAUGUUGAUGGACAAUGUCUGCAAGCUCUACGCUUCCGAAGACGCUGACUUCGGCAAAUCCUUCGUUGAAUGCCUGCCCUUUGGUCCUUUGCGCAAUGUGCAGGGCGCGAAACAGUUCUGGCUAGACCAUCUUCAAGACGUCGAACCUGCACCCAUGCCUCGACUUGUUGAACAUGCAACGAUUCGAGACAUCCUGUGUACAGCCAGCCUGGACAUCCUGACUCAAGUAGAUGAGCUUCGACGUUCUCUUGGUGUGACCAUCCAAGCUUUGGUCCAAGCAAGUUGGAUUGUUACUCUGCGGAAGUACUAUCAAGGUGCCAUUGGUACAGUUGUCUCCGGACGCUCAAUCGAUUUUGAUGGCGUUGAGAAGGUGAUCGGACCCUUGUUCAACACUAUUCCCUUCUACUUGAGAUGUGAGCCAGGAGAUUCAUGGCAGGCUCUUAUAAAAAGAUGUCACGACUUCAACACAACAGCUCUGCCCUAUCAACACACGCCCCUUCGCGAUAUCUUGAAGUGGUGUAAUAGGNGAAACUCGGACCCGCUUUUCGAUGCAUUGUUCGUAUACCAAGGCACUCUCGAUGACCAUAACACCGGCACCCCAAUCCUCAAGCCUCUAGCAGAUGGCUUUUUCGAGGCAGACUACCCGCUCUCAUUUGAGGCGGAAGAGGCAGCAAACGGAGAGCUGAAGGUCACUGUGGCUGCCAAGGCCUCAGUUUGCGACGAGGUGAAGGCUCGAAAGUUGAUUGAUGAGUUCCACCAAGCCUUCUUGGCGAUAACCAACUCACCUGAGGACGACGUUGGUGUGAGCAUUGGCCAUACCUUCGAAAGGCUUGCCAGAAGUGCAAAUGGCAACAACCAAAAAGACCAAAUCAAAGAUACAGCCGACUUUGAAUGGCGUACCGAAGCUUCUGUCAUACGCUCGGAGAUGGCGACCCUUGCCGGUGUGCAGGAAGCUGAGAUUGGUCAAAGCACUUCCAUAUUCGAGGUUGGACUGGACAGUGUGGAUGCUGUAAGGCUCUCGUCGCGUCUCAAGAAANAGAAUAUUGCUCUGCCUGUGAGCACUAUCAUGCGAUCACAAACGAUCGCUCAUAUGGUUUCAACAUUGGUGAACGGCAAGAUUGACAUGUCGAAGACGAAGCCAGAUGGCGCUUUCCAAGCCCUCGAGAGCAAGCUUACCUCCUAUGCACAAGGCCGAGUAGAGAACAAUGGUUCUAUCGAACGUGUUCUGCCAGCUAGUCCCAUGCAGGAGGCUUUGGUCUCAGAAAUGGUACGUUCGUCGUACAAAGCCUACUUCAACCAUGAUAUCCUAAAGGUGUCUGAGAACGUUGACCAUCAGAGGCUUGAGAAGGCAUGGCAAACAGUCAUCGAGGCUUCUCCUAUUCUUCGCACCGGCUUCCUCGAAGUCGAAGAUCCAGACUUGAAUGCUACCUUUGCUCAAAUUGUACAUGUGCCUGACACUUUGAGGAUAGAUUCGAUCGAGCUGUCGAGUGAAGAUGCCAUAAAUGAGCAUCUGGCGCACAUUAGCUCCAGCGUAGCUUCAGCCGCUCCAUUCGGACCUCAAUUACGAUUGACCUGGGUAUCCACGCCCGGCGCGAAUUAUCUUGUGUUCUCGAUUGCUCAUGCUCUCUACGAUGGUCACAGUAUCUCACUGCUUCAUCAAGAUGUCCUCAGGGCUUACAACAAUACCUUUGAGGCUCGCCCGUUCUAUGCUGAGAUUUUGAAAGACACUUUCUAUGGUAGUCCCGAGGAGGCUAUCAUGUUCUGGCGCAGCCUUUUGACCGAUGCGAGAAAGACCCAGCUUCCAGAUACUAGAAACAUUGGUAACUCCGAGAAAGUCACCCACCGCGCAGAGAAGACGAGUUUGCUUGCCGCCAAUGACCUCUCAUCGUUCUGCAAGCAGCAUGGAGUCACACUACAAGCCGUCUGCCAAACAGCAUGGACUUUUGUCCUCGCUCACACCGUGCAAUCCUUGGAUGUUAUGUUUGGAGUGGUCUUGGCUGGUCGUGAUAGCGAACUUGCCGAAGAAGUCAUGUUUCCUAUGAUGAACACAGUCAUCAUGCGUUCUGUCCUGCAUGGAUCUAGAAAAGACGUGCUGCAAAGCAUACAAGCAACCAUAUCUGACAUCUCUAACCAUCAGCACUUCCCGCUGCGUCAGAUCCAGGCUGCAUGCCAAGGACAGGUCCAAUCAUCGACAGCUACAGGUCAGAACGAUGCUUUCUUCGACACGCUUUUCACUUUCCAGCGCCGACCAGACGUUGGCGAGGCUGAGGACCAAAUACUUUACGAGUCCGUCAAUGGAGCCUCCGAGGUCGAGUAUCCUGUAGCUGUUGAGGCUGAGAUUGUCAAUGGCUCAUUGAUCUGGCGCACGGCUUGCAAAAGCAGUGCUUUUGAUGAGGAUGGUGUAAACAACCUCCUUGGCACUCUCGAUGGUGUCUUACAAGCAAUUGUCGACCAGCCGCAUGAGCCGACACUGACGUUCCAUAACAAAGAAGUCAGUGUUUGUGGUUUGCCUGCUUUCCAGCAGCCGGUAGAAGCUGGUCCAACCCGGGCAGUAGAGGCCGAUAACGACGUGAUCGAGAACGAAGACAACUGGUCCGAUAUUGAGUCAGCCAUACGAGAUAUUAUUGCANAGGUCACCAAGACGCCAGAAUCCGAGAUCUCGAAAACUGCGUCUAUCCAAAAUUUGGGUGUCGAUUCAAUUAACGCUAUCAAGCUCUCGGCUUUGCUGCGUCAGAAAACCAUCAGGAUCACCGUUAGCGAGAUUAUGCGUGCUGGAUCGGUUUCAAAGAUUGCAUUAGUGGCACAAAACAAGAUGACAAAGAAGACGACCAAGGCUGAUGGUGACACUGCUGAUAGGGCUAUUGCCAAGUUCAUGGCACAGAGAGGUUUCACGCCUGGAAGAUUUGGCUACGAGGAUCAACACAUCGAUCAAAUUCUGCCUGCAACUGCUGGUCAAGUCUACAUGUUAGGUGCAUGGCUUACCACUGACUGCCAGCUCUUCUAUGGAGAGUUCGAGUAUGUUACCGCUAUACCGACCACUGUGGACAGUAUCAAGCAAGCAUGGCAGAAACUCGUCGCCAGCAAUGCAGUAUUGCGCACAGUCUUUGUCGCUACUCAAGACAACGAGACACCUUUCUUACAACUCGUGUUGCGUGACGCUCCUGCUUCAUUUGUGGAUCUGGACAAUGAAGAGAAGCCGUCGUCAACCCUCAAGCAGCCAUUUGCCCAUUUGACAGCGCAGAAGGCAGAUGGUGGUUUCAAACUCUGUCUCAAAAUUCAUCACGCACUGUACGACGCUGUGAGUCUGUCAUUGCUGAGCCAACAGCUGGCUAGUCAUCUGCAAGGCUCUGCCGUGACCAAGCAAUCUCCUAUCGCGUUCAUCGACUUCAUUGCUCAACCUCUGAGCACCGUUGAGGCAAGUGGGAGAAAAGCUUUCUGGGUUGACUACCUUCAAGGCACGCAGUAUCCACAAUUGGAGUCUGAUGCUUCACCAUCAGCCCGGCAUAUCGAAGUCUACGAUCCUUGCGCCAUGUCCGAUAUGUCCAAGUUUGAGAGCGGACUGAGAAAGCAAGGACUCAGCCUCCAGUCUGUCUUCUUCGCUGCCUACGCCAGAGCGUACAGCUAUAACUCCGACCCUACAGCCGAGGACGUGAUAAUAGGUAUUUAUUUAGCCAACCGCUCACAUCUGGAAGAUCUAUCCAGCCUAGCAGCACCAACACUGAACCUCGUUCCUUUACGCGUCCGCUCGCCCACAACGACCUCUCUUGCUGAGCUCGCCAAACAGAUCCAAAAAGAUCUGCAACUCAUUGGCACGCCUGAGAAUAGCAGUGUUGGACUGUGGGAGAUUGAGGCAUGGACGGGAAUCACCGUGGACACCUUUGUCAACUUCGUAAAGGUGCCAGAAAACGACGAUGAUGCCGCCAGAAAGCAAGUAAUCGUGAUGGAUGAGGCGGCAGAAAAGCAUCGCACAGAAAAGCGAAGUCAGNGGUCUGAUCUCAUGGGAGAUGACUUUGUCGUACCACAAGAGCUGCAGCAUGAAGACUUGAAGAAAACGUACAAGCGAUCACUGGAUAUCGAAGCGACUGUCGCUGAUGGUGAGCUUGGCAUUGGUGUAUUUGGAUGGGAAGAUACGAUGGACGUAGAACAAGCUGAGGGCUUGGUCGAAGAGCUGAAAAUCGAGAUUGCAGGAGUACUUGAAUUGUGA
Aureobasidium vineae is the source of this 14655-nucleotide messenger RNA. The record is from the annotation of a GenBank genome assembly. NCBI's taxonomy places the organism in Eukaryota, Fungi, Ascomycota, Dothideomycetes, Dothideales, Saccotheciaceae.